GAGCGGGCGCGCUGCCCUCCUCGCUGGAUGCUGCGGCGGCCGCCCGGGAGCAGCCGCGCUCCGCUCCCGGUCCCCCACCGCCCGUGCCGAUCAGGGGCCGAGCUCGCCGGGAGCAGCAGCGCUCGGUCUCUGCUGCCGGGACCAGCGCGGCGCGGAGAUGGUGCCGCUGGUGCGGAGCGCCGGGGGCUCCCACCAGUGGCUGACGAUCGCUUUCCUCGGCCUUUGCUGGUUCCUUGCUUCCGGGAGACUUGCUGCGCCGGGCGGAGACUUCCCCGGGGCUGCCGUGGACAAUCUGGUGGUCAGGAAAGGGGACACGGCGGUGCUUAGGUGUUACUUGGAAGAUGGAGCCUCCAAAGGUGCCUGGCUGAACCGGUCAAGCAUUAUCUUUGCUGGCAGUGACAAGUGGUCAGUGGAUCCCCGGGUUUCCAUCGCCACAGCCAACAGGAGGGAGUACAGCCUGCAGAUCCAGGAUGUAGAUGUGACCGACGAUGGGCCCUACACUUGCUCUGUGCAGACCCAGCACACCCCCAGGACCAUGCAGGUGCACCUAACUGUGCAAGUGUCUCCCAAGAUAUUCCGCAUCUCCGGUGACAUCAAUGUGAACGAGGGCAGCAACGUGACCCUGGUGUGUCUGGCCACAGGGAAGCCGGAGCCUUCCAUCUCCUGGAGGCACAUCUCCCCGUCUGCAAAGCCCUUUGAGAGCGGGCAGUACUUGGACAUCUAUGGAAUUACAAGAGACCAGGCGGGGGAAUACGAAUGCAGCGCAGAAAAUGAUGUCUCAGUCCCAGAUGUGAAAAAAGUAAAAGUCACAGUAAGCUUUGCCCCCACAAUUCAGGAACUUAAAUCCAGCGGUGUGGUGCUUGGAGGGAACGGCCUGAUACGGUGCGAAGGUGCAGGAGUUCCUGCCCCGAACUUUGAGUGGUACAAAGGAGAGAGGAAACUGAUCAAUGGUCAACAAGGAAUCACUAUUAAAAAUUAUAGUACAAGAUCACUUCUUACUGUUACCAAUGUGACAGAAGAGCACUUUGGCAACUAUACUUGUGUCGCUACCAACAAGCUAGGGACGACCAAUGCCAGCCUGCCUCUCAACCAAAUUAUUGAGCCUACUACCUCUAGUGCUGUCUCAAGCCCAGCUCCCAGUACAGCCCAGUAUGGGAUCACCGGUGAUGCCGAAGUCCUCUUCUCCUGCUGGUACCUUGUGUUGACACUGUCCUCCCUCAGUAGCAUAUUCUACCUGAAGAACAUCAUUCUGCACUAAAUGUAAAGACCCAUAAAAGGCUUUUAAGGAUUCCCUGAGAGUGCUGAUGACUGGCUCCAAUCUGGUAGAGUUUGUUAAAAGCAGCGUGGGAUAUAAUCAGCCGUGCUUACAUGGGGAUGAUCGCCUUCUGUAGAAUUGCUCAUUAUGUAAAUACUUUAAUUCCCCUCCUUUUUUUUUGAUUAGCUGCAUUACCUUGUGAAGCAGUACACAUUGUCCUUUUUUAAGACGUGAGAACUCUGAAAUUACUUUUAGAGGAUAUUAAUUGUGAUUUCAUGUUUGUAAUCGACAAGUUUUCAAAAGCAUUCAGUCAUGGUCUGCUGAGUUGCAGACUGUAGUUUACAAAAGAAAAAAGGAUAUUGCAGUAAAAAUGUGCUUCUUUAAGGCUGCAAUACAAACAUUCAGUUCCCUUCUUGACCACCAUUCUCUCCACAUUUACACAGAAGCAUUUAUUCUUUUUUGAGUAAAAAAAAAAAUCAAAUAAUAUUGCCUUCAAAGUACUUCUUCAAAAUAUUACACAUAUCUAGAUUUUCUUCUAGCAUGAUAUUCAGGUUUCAAGAAUGAGCCUUGUAUUAUAACUGCGUUGUGCAGUACUGCUUUUGUUCUCUUCCCUUUUUCCUGCAAAUUCAGCAUGGUUGUGCCUUCAUAAAACACGACUUUCCUCUUCCUCUCCAACAAAUCUGGAAUGUGUUUUGGGAAAUGCUAAAGCAUCCUUUUGAGCAUAAGAAAUCUCUAGCUGAGGAUGAAGGUGCUACAGGCUACAAGGAAAACCUCCUCUCCCAUCUCCAGGAGGUCCACGAGCUGCUCCACACACAGGGUUUAGGUCAAGGAUAGCACCAAGUCCUUUUUGUUUUUACCUCCACCACCACUAACCAGUAGGUGAUCUCUGUAAAAAUUAGUUUUCCCAUUACAAAACACAACACAAAUUAUUUUGAGGCAUCUUUUGAAUGUAGGAAGGUUUCCUGUACUCAUCCUAAAUCCAAAUUCCUACAUGACUGUAAAUGGCAGAAGUUGAAUUGUCCCCUUUUGUAUUACCGGCAAAACUGAUGGGAAUUGGUAUUUUUCUUGCACUUCGUUUUGUACUGGUUUGGCUAAUUUAGCAAUGAUAAAGGAUGCUUUUAAAUCUUAGAUAUCUGAAAAUACACAAAGUAUCAAACAGAAUUUUAUAUAUAUACAUAUAUCUAUUAAAAGGAGGUUGCUCCAGUAAUGGUACUGAAGUGCAUGUUGCCGUCCACAGUAGGGUCAUCCUUCCAGGCAGGACUUGUGCUCGCACUGUGCAGGUCCCUCCCCCAGCAGGGCAGUCCCCCCACACCAUUUCCUAGUCCUGCAGCCCAUGAGGAUCAAGUUUCAAAACAGUGCAUAAUGUUGCUUUUAUUUUUUAAAACCCCUGGACAGUGUUACCGUGAAAUGUGCUCACAGUUUACACCUGAUUUCAAACUGCCAUCUGUGGGGCUUGCUGGGGCACGACUGUGGCCAACAGUCCUUGAGUCCCAGGUGCCCUGGUGACCCCAAGACAUCUUGACUUGCUCUCAAACAACUAUUGAUGACACUAAUAGCAAAACCAUUAUCCCAGAAUCCCAGACUGGGUUGGGUUGGGAGGGACCUUAAAGCUCAUCCAGUCCCACCCCCUACCACAGGCAGAGAUACUUUCCACUAGACCAGGUUGCUCUAAGCCCUGUCCAGCAUGGCCUUCGACACUUCCAGGGGUGGGGCAGCCCCCACUUCUCACCAUGAUCAUUCCCAUGUUCUGUGUAUGAGCUCAAGUAGCGGACACAAACAUUACAGUACAACAUUAAUUCUCCUCACAGCAGGUUUUGGCAGAGAGCAGCACCAGCUGAGCCCUGGGUGUACUCAACAGUCCCAAACAGCACAGAUAUCCCAUUUUUUUGUCAAGGAGGACUCUGAGUUUUGCUACACUCAAUAUCUGCUGUCCCAGUGUGCAGCCAGAAUAUGCAGUGAAUCUGCUGUAGUUGCUGAUAAAGGGCAUAAACAGAGGUAUGUUGAAUCCAAAGAGGUGUCCUGGGUCACUUUACAGGUUCAGUGACAAACCAAACUAUGUCUCCCGUUAUUUGCAGCUGUGUGCUAAGCAGUCACUAUUUUCAGAAAUGUGGCAUUUUUUAAAACCUGGAAUAACAUGACAAAAUCCAUUCUGUAAGGAAAGAGUACAAAUUCAACUAAAAUUAUAUUGCACACAACCCUAAUACUCUGAUCUCUAUUGUAUUGCAGCUUUAAAGUGCUCUGUUUUAGAAUCCAUUCACUAUGAAACAGUGGUGCUGCAGGAAGAAUUGUGGCAGUACAGUUUGAUAAAGAAAAAAAAACAAGGUUAGGGAUAACUCAACCCAUAUGCCUCAUCUCAUAUGGAAUUGAGAGGUGGUUCUAUGCUGUGGCUGGAUCAGAUCCUGCAUUUUGGUGAUAUAUUGCAUUCCAGGGAUCCCUGAUAUCUGGAACCUGAUCUUUCCAGCAACAGAACAGAAUGAACAGCAGCUUUAUUAAAUAUAGAAAGAUAAUACAUAGUUAAGUGUUGACUGUUUGCAUUCGGACCAGGUAGAACCACUGGAUGACAGGUACAAGGUUUUUAGUCCUAUGUUUGAAUUUUUGCUUGGGGGGGGACAUAAUUAUUGUCAGGUCCAAAAAGAAGAAAAAAAAAUCCAGCCAAAUUCCCAAAUAUCUUUAGGUGCCAAUGGCAUUCCUUUAGUGACACAGGGAUUGCCGUCUGUGGGAGCUGCGUGCUCAGCAGUGACCUGGGAGUGGGUGGAUGAGGCUGCUGGGAUGGGUGUCCUCAGAGUCUGUAGAGUUUGGUCUCCUGAAGGUGCUCUGAGACUCUGCAACCCCAAUUAUGGCUGAUUUGGAGCUGGAGGCAGAGUGGAUCAAAUAAAGACACUUGGUUCUUGGUGAAUCCGUGCUGGAUGCUUGGUGAAUACCUGGUGAUUGUACAGGCUGGGACUUACCAGAAUGUUCUCUCAAAAUGGGCCGGGAUGCAAAUUGAACACAACAUUCCACAUUUUAGGAACUGUAGAAUGAGAGAAUAUUCUGUGUUGGAAGGGGCCUUAAAGCCCAUCUCGUUCCAACCCUGUAAUUUGUGGGGUGCGCUUUAGCCAACUGUUUGAGUGUAUGUUCUUCAAAGUUCUGACCCAUAAUGUUCAUAUCUGUCGGGGAAAUCUUAUUAUAUUUAUUCCUACCUUUCAAAUGCAAAAAAUAAAUGGCUUAGCUGAAUGUUUAUAUCAAGGUUGUUGUCCACAUUGGAACCCCCAAAGUCUGGAAGUUCCUCCUUGUGCAGUAGCUUGGGGCUGCCACCCCCAAGGCUCUGGGACCACGCAGAGCAGUGGCACUGCUGGUCGGGAAUGUGAUCCUAAUACUCAAUGAAAGGAUGUCUCACAAGUCCUGCAACAAAUGCAGUUUGUUUCUCAAGGGUUUAGAACUUGGCAGGAUCCAUCAGAGCUAGACAGCUUUUUUUUAAACUGUUCAAUAGAUUUUUUUUUUCUAAUUGUUGCUGUUUUUAAGACACAGGAGUGUUAAAACCCAUCACAGUGACAGCUGCUUUUUUGCACAUUUUCUGAGCAAGUGUUCUAGAUAGACAAUGGCAAAUGUUCUGCUACCAAAACCUCCACUGAGUCCACGGAACUGUGUUAUGAAGAAUGUGUAUACCAAAAUAUGUAUUUACAUGGAUAAACAAUAUGCCUUAAAGACUAAAUAUGCAUUUACUUCUAAGGCUGGAUCAGAUUUGUGCCCAGUCUGGAGGUAAAUAAUCCAUAUUUCACAGCUGCCAUGGAAGGCUUUGUUUCUUUGGAGAAAAAAGGGAAGAGAAAAAGCAUUUCUUUUAAAAGAAUCUUAAAUAAUUUUAAAAUUCUUGCAUAAACUGAUAUAUGUGAGGAAGUUUAGAAAAAGUAUGGAGUUUAGCCUGACACUUCAGCACUGGCAAUGCAGGGUUUGCCAUGGGGGCUGUGGUGCCACCCAAAACCUGGCACAUCCCCUUUGAUGUCCCCUUGUACACUCAACUCCCUCAGGUGGCCCUGAGCUGGGGCAGAGUGAGGGGCCUGGGUGCCCCCCCAUCCCUGCAGGAAUGGGGCCACCUCCCCACUCCAUGCUACUGCUGGCAACACAAAAUCCUUUAACACAAGAAAAUGCUACAGAAAAAAUAGAAUUU
Empidonax traillii (willow flycatcher) is the source of this 5399-nucleotide messenger RNA. It is a transcript of the gene NEGR1, whose product is annotated as neuronal growth regulator 1. Lineage: Eukaryota; Metazoa; Chordata; Aves; Passeriformes; Tyrannidae. The record is from RefSeq and is a predicted model, not a curated record. Gene Ontology annotation, cellular component: neuron projection. The transcript has 8 exons. Bases 158 to 1258 code for a protein of 366 amino acids.